Lobosporangium transversale is the source of this 3173-nucleotide messenger RNA. Its product is annotated as V-type ATPase, V0 complex, 116kDa subunit family. The record is from RefSeq and is a predicted model, not a curated record. NCBI's taxonomy places the organism in Eukaryota, Fungi, Mortierellomycota, Mortierellomycetes, Mortierellales, Mortierellaceae. Gene Ontology annotation, biological process: vacuolar acidification; proton transmembrane transport. The coding region runs from base 429 to 3128 and encodes 899 amino acids. Gene Ontology annotation, cellular component: vacuolar proton-transporting V-type ATPase, V0 domain; fungal-type vacuole membrane; vacuolar proton-transporting V-type ATPase complex. Gene Ontology annotation, molecular function: ATPase binding; proton-transporting ATPase activity, rotational mechanism. The transcript is spliced from 7 exons.
GUCUUAAAAUGCUUUCACUCGAAGCACAAGCAUAGCAUACAACACCAUCUCCCGCCUUUUUUUUCAUUAACGUUAUUGCAUUCUACUUCAUCACUCUUUCAUCUCCCCUUCUUUCAUUUCAUCUACUUUCCAUCAUUCAGCGCAUCUCCAACUUCCUCAAGCCCAUCGGCGGCGAAUACCUGCCCUUGGACUCGCUCCAACGGAACCCUCCUCCUCCUCAAGGGUCUAGCGGCAACAGUGGCAUCAUCAACAACGGCUACAGUCGGCCACCAGAUGACGAUGACGAUGCCCUCGAUACCUCGGCUUCGACCUCUAUCGCCACAGCGCUGACGACUGGCGGCUUUGGUGCACCUGGGGCCCUCAUAAAUCGUUUGCGAUCGCCUGUCAACAACAGCAGUAGUAGUAGCUAUAGAGAGCCUGAUUCUGCUAUGGACGAACAGGAGCCGGAUCCUCGAGCGCGACCUUCUCCUUCAUCAACUGGUUUCCCACGCCGAGAAAGGCGAGGGCGCAACCAUUUUGAGGAUCAGGAAGAUCGACGCAACCUUUAUCGAGGUGGUAGUGGGGUCAAUUCUCAAGGCAGAAUGACAGAAUCUGCUCUCUUUCGGUCCGAGGAGAUGUCACUGAUCCAGCUGUAUAUUCCAUCAGAAAUAGCACAGCCUACGGUCGCAGAGCUGGGAGAGAUAGGAAUGAUCCAAUUCCGGGAUUUAAAUGAUGGUGUAAAUGUCUUUCAACGAGCUUUCGUGAAUGAAAUUCGGCAAUUCGAUGAGAUGGAGAGACAGUUGCGCUUUUUCGCAUCACAGAUCGAGAAGGCAGAGAUCCCGAUUCAAUCGACAACGACUUCGUCGUAUGUGGCACACGCACCUUCGCGUCAAGAGCUGGAUGACAUUGUGAGACGAUUGUCAGCACACGAGAGUCGUUUGUUGCAAAUGAAUGCCUCAUAUGAGAAUAUGCAGCGACGACACUGGGAGUUGAUUGAACUUAGGCAUGUCUUGCAAGAAGCUGCAGUCUUUUUUGAGGAGGCUGUCUCAAAUCAGGAUGAGAUUCGUCGUUCACUGGAGGAGCCAAGUGCGCGACUCCUAGAUGAUUUGGAAACGGGCCCUUCACAGGAGGCGCAAGGCUUGGGUCUCACCCUUGGCAAUGUCACUGGUGUUAUUCCUCGAAACAGAUUGCAGACUUUUGAACGUAUCCUGUGGCGUUCUCUUCGCGGUAACUUGUACAUGAAUACGGUAGACAUCAAGGAAUCAAUUAUAGAUCCUGCAACGGAUGUGGCAGCGCUGAAAAGCGUAUUCAUCAUCUUUGCUCAUGGGCGCGAGAUCCUGGCUAAGAUUAAAAAGAUUGCAGAGUCAAUGGGAGCAACUUUAUAUGCUAUUGAUUCAUCUACAGAGCAGAGAAGGGAAGCGUUGUCGGGCACUUUAAGACAUAUUGAAGAGUUCAACUCUGUCAUCACCAAUACAACACAAGCUCGUCGUCAGGAACUUAUCCGUAUUUCAGCUGACUUGGCGGCGUGGAUAACAAUUGUGAAGAAGGAAAAGGCGACGUACCAUACUAUGAAUAAAUUCAACCACGAUAUCAAUCGCAAAUGUCUGGUUGCGGAGGGAUGGUGCCCAACAAAUGAGAUUGGCACUAUCCAGGCAGCUCUGCGAACAGUGAGUCAACGUUCUGGAUCGACAGUUCGACCCAUUCUAACUGAACUGCGUACUCACAAAGAACCUCCAACCUAUCACAAAACCAACAAGUUUACUGCUGGAUUUCAAGCGAUUGUGGAUGCAUACGGUAUGGCCAAAUAUCGCGAGGUGAAUCCAGGCCUAUUUACCAUCAUCUCCUUCCCCUUUUUAUUUGCAGUGAUGUUUGGAGAUGUAGGCCACGCCAUCUUGGUGGUUUUGGCGGGAUUGUUCCUAGUUCUGAAUGAACGCAAGCUUGCCAACGUUGAAGGCGAGAUGUUUCAAAUGGUCUAUGGGGGACGUUACAUUGUCUUGUUGAUGGGUGUAUUUUCUAUUUUUACGGGGAUGAUGUAUAAUGACAUCUUUUCCCGUGCUCUUCCACUGUUCCAGUCCGGCUGGCGUCUCGAUGUACCUGAAGACUAUGACGGUAAAACUCUUUUGGUGGCAGAGCCUACUGAGUAUACCUAUCCAUUUGGUAUUGACUAUGUGUGGCAUGGAGCUGAAAACUACCUCUUGUUCACAAAUUCCUACAAAAUGAAGAUGUCAGUCAUCUUGGGCGUUAUUCAUAUGUCCUUUGGCAUCUGUAUGGUGUAUUACAAUGCUAAAUUUUACCGCAAGCCAAUCGAUAUCAUUGGAGGCUUCAUUCCUCAAAUGUUAUUUAUGCAAUGCCUCUUUGGAUACUUGGUAAUCAUGAUCUUAUACAAGUGGACUGUCAAUUGGUUUGAAACAGAUGCUGCUGGCCAACCGCUGCAUAACUCGCCACCCAGUUUGCUCAACACAAUGAUCUAUAUGUUUCUAAGUCCAGGAUCCGUCAACGAAGGUGACAAGCUAUAUUCCGGGCAGGGCUUCAUACAAGCGUUGCUUGUAUUUACCGCAUUUGUAUGCAUUCCGUGGAUGCUCUUUUUGAAGCCUUAUUACCUAAAGCAUGAGCACAAUCGAGCCCGUGCAAUGGGUUACCAUCAACCUUCUGAGAACAAUGCCCGUGUCAGUGCUGAUAGCGACCGUUCGGAUGAAGGGGACAAUGGUAAUAGUACUAUUGUGACAGAGGAAGACACGACCAAUGGUAGUCAAGAACAUGACGAGGAAGAGUUUGAGUUUUCAGAAGAAUUGAUUCACCAAGUGAUUCACACAAUUGACUUUUGUCUGGGCUGUAUAUCCAACACGGCAUCGUACUUACGAUUGUGGGCACUAUCUUUGGCCCAUGCACAGCUGUCUGAAGUUCUAUGGACGAUGACUUUGGGUAUGGCAUGGGGUUUUACGGGAACCCUAGGAGCAAUCAUGACUGUUAUAAUGUUCGCAGUAUGGUUCACAUUGACGGUCUUUAUUCUGAUAGGCAUGGAGGGACUUUCUGCAUUCCUUCAUGCUCUGCGAUUGCACUGGGUCGAGUUUAAUAACAAGUUUUACCUGGGUACGGGAUAUGCAUUUGAACCAUUUUCAUUUGCAAUCGUUCUUUCUGAGAAAGACUAAAAGCUGAUUUGACACAGCACUCAAACAAUACCAACAAUAAUAAAG